AUCUAAAUUCUAUACAUUUCUAAAGCAACAAUCAUAAUCCAAACUAAUUAGAAGUGUUUCGUACUAAUCAAUUUCUUUUCAUACCCAUUCAAUUAAGUUUGCAAUGACCACAGAAGAACCCAUUGUUGCGGUGGAGUCGGUUCCCGAACCAAUUGUCACCGAACCAACAACAGUUACCGAACCUCAGGUCCCGGAAAAGGAAGAGCCAAAGGCUGAAGUAGGGAAGACGAAGAAGAAAACCAAAGAAUCGAAGUCUAAGAAAGCUUCCAAACCACGAAACCCUGCUUCACACCCUACUUAUGAAGAGAUGAUUAAGGAUGCAAUAGUGUCUCUGAAGGAGAAGAAUGGUUCGAGCCAAUAUGCUAUAGCGAAAUUCAUUGAGGAGAAACAGAAACAGCUUCCUGCUAACUUCAAGAAGCUAUUGCUCCAAAACUUGAAGAAGAAUGUUGCUUCUGGAAAACUUGCUAAGGUUAAAGGUUCAUUCAAGCUUUCAGAAGCGGCUAAGAAGCCAGCAGUUGCCAAGCCGAAGACAAAGCCAGCUGCCAAGAAGGCUGUGAAAGCUAAGCCAGUGGCUAAGCCUAAAGCUAAAGCUGUUGUUAAGCCAAAGGUUGCUUCAAAGGCAAAAUCUGUUACUACCAAGCCCAAAGCUGCUGCCAAGCCUAAAACUGUUGCUAAGACGAAAGCAGCUGUGAAACCAAAGGCCAAGGCAAGGCCUGCAAAGGUUGCAAAGACAUCGACCAAGACGACGCCAGGAAAGAAAGUUGCUGUUGCGAAGACUGCGCCUAAGAAAGCUGCUGGUACAAAGAAAGCUCCGGUGAAGAGUGUGAAAUCUCCAGCAAAGAAGGCUUCCGGUGUGAAGAGAGGAGGAAGGAAAUGAGACUCUACUGUCUUACUCUUAGCCUUAUCAUUGUAAAGAAUUUUUUGGUUUACCCCUUAUUGUAAUACGGCUAGUUUAUGAUAAAGCUUUUGAAUUUCUUAAA
Molecule: messenger RNA, 980 nt
Organism: Lathyrus oleraceus (garden pea)
Lineage: Eukaryota; Viridiplantae; Streptophyta; Magnoliopsida; Fabales; Fabaceae
Product: histone H1-like
Exons: 2
Coding region: 104-877 (257 amino acids)
Biological process (GO): chromosome condensation; nucleosome assembly; negative regulation of DNA recombination
Cellular component (GO): nucleus; nucleosome
Molecular function (GO): double-stranded DNA binding; structural constituent of chromatin; nucleosomal DNA binding
Source: RefSeq, a predicted model, not a curated record